GCUCCGAGUCAGAAACACGGAAAUGGAGAUGGAGGCGACGGGAGGGGGUUGGACCUUCUUUGUGUUUGCGUUAAACAGAUCUCCUCUAAGCAGUCCUCAUCAGACUCAUACCGGCUGCUGGUCUGACUCGACUCCUGUCAUCUGGAAAUAUUAAUCCGCACAAUCUCUUUCCUGAACAUUCACUGCGGGAUUGUUUUUUUGUUUGUUUUGUUUUGUUUUUUGCUGCAUCAUUCUCGCGGAAGCUGAAGGAUUUGACAGACUUGAUCUCAGAAUAAGAUGAUUUUAACGCUUCAAACAUUCUCUGACUUCAUUCAAAAGUGGUGACAAGUCGACUUCAGACACGGAUGUGAGCCGGAAAAGACGAACAGGACGUCUUGUUUUUUUUUUUGGAGGGGGGUGAAGGAAUACACUUUUCUUCCUUUUUGACUUUUUUUUCCCCUGUCCAACCAUGCGCCAGGCUGCCACCGUGGAGCGCUGAAUCCGGACAGAUUGAGUUUCUGCUCACCUCCAACUCCAGAGAAGGGGCCCAGAUUGAAACUACAGGGCUGGUUUUGUGCAGAACAAACGCAAGAAUGACAGUAAAGUUGGACUUUGAGGAGUGUUUGAAAGACUCUCCUCGCUUCAGAGCUGAAAUCGAAGUCGUCCAGAAUGACGUGAGCGAGCUGGAAACUCGCCUGGACAAGCUUGUGAAGCAAUGCCAGGCCAUGCUGGAGGCCGGCCGUGUCUACUGUCAGACCAGCAAGAGCUUCGUCAGCGGCCUGCGGGAGCUCGGACACCAGUUGUCCACGGACAGCAUGAUGGAGGAAUGCUUGGACAAAUUUUCCAAAAAGCUGUCUGUCAUCUUUGACGCACAGGGGGAAGUGAUUGAGACGAUUCAGAAGUCGGUCAGGACGAAGCUGCAGACCUUCGUGAAGGAAGAUGUUCGUAAGUUUAAGGACGUCCGUAAAGAGUUCGAGCGCAGCAGCGAGACCCUGGAGGGCGCGCUGGCCAGGAAUGCCCAGGCUCCUCGGGGGAAGCUGCACGAAGUGGAGGAGGCGACUAACGCUCUGCUCAACGCACGCAAGUCCUUCCGGUCGGGGGCAUUAGACUAUGUCCUGGAGAUUAACGUCUUCGAGGCCAAAAAGAAGGCGGAUAUUCUGUUUGCCAUGCUGUCCCUCCUGGAGUCCCAGGCUCAGUUCUUUCAACAAGGCCACCAGUCUCUGUCAGAACUGGAUCAAUAUUGCCAGAAACUGAAUGAAGAGCACACCCAGUUCGUCUUAAACUCGGCCAGGGAGAAGAGGGACAUGGAGCAAAGGCACGCAGCUAUCAAGAAAAAGGACAUGUCCUACGACGAGUCAAUUUUGGAUUUUAAUGCUGAUGCGGCUAACGGGAUAGCGAUGGAUGGUUACCUUUACAAGCGAGCCAGCAAUGCCUUCAAGACCUGGAGCAGACGUUGGUUUUCAAUUCAGAAGAAUCAGCUGGUGUAUCAGAAGAAAUUUAAGGACCAGCCCACGGUUGUGGUGGAGGACCUGCGCCUCUGCACCGUCAAGCCCAGCGCCGAAAACGAGAGGCGGUUCUGCUUUGAAGUGGUGUCUCCGUCAAAGUGCUGUUUGUUGCAGGCAGACUCAGAGAGGGAGCAGCAAGCGUGGAUCACUGCCGUCCAAAACAGCAUCGCCUCGGCCUUCCAGGAGCGCAGAGAGGACACACACAGCCCCAGGUCGCGCUGCACCUCAGUGUCGAUGAGCAGCUUGGAGAAAGGAGGCGGAGGAAUCGGGGAUCAGGAGAACGAAGGCUGCAAGGCUCUGGAGGAGAUUCAGGCGAUCUCAGGAAACAAGCAGUGCUGCGACUGCGGAGAGCCCGGGCCCGACUGGGCCUCCAUCAACCUGGGCAUCACUCUGUGCAUCGUCUGCUCGGGGAUACACAGGAGCCUGGGAGUCCAUUUCUCCAAAGUGCGCUCCCUCACUCUGGACACCUGGGAACCAGAGCUCAUUAAGUUGAUGUGCGAGUUGGGCAACUCGGUGAUCAACAGGAUCUACGAGGCUCGGAUUGAUGAGAUCACCAUCAAGAAGCCCCACCCGUCCAGUCCCAGAGGCGACAAGGAGUCAUGGAUUAGGUCAAAGUACGUUGAAAAGAAGUUCAUCCAGAAGCUGCCUGAGACCGGCAAAUCCAACCUGGUGAGGCGGUCCAGCGCCAGGAGAACCCGAGCCACCACCCAGGACCGGAACGCCCAGCGGCCGCCUCUCAAGCCCAAGCCGACCCGCGCCACGCUGCCUCGGCUCACCGGGCUAAGCCCCAGCGACAUCCUAAAGAACAACUCAAGCGCUCAUAAAGAUUGGGAGGAAGACGAAGAAGAGGAUCUCAGUGGCCUUCAUCCCGGGGCGCUGUUGUACCGCUCCGCUGCGCUGCAGAACUUCCCUGUCAUGGCGGACGCGCUGGCCCACGGAGCCGACGUCAACUGGGUGAACGUGGGCGAGGAUUCGAGCACACCUCUGAUACAGGCCGUGUCUGUGAACGCUCUGGCAGCCUGUGAGUUUCUGCUGCAGAAUGGCGCCAACGUCAACCAGGCGGACAGCAACGGGAGGGGGCCGCUGCACCACGCCACCAUACUGGGCCACACAGGGUUGGUUUGCCUGUUCUUGAAACGAGGAGCAGACUACAACGCCCGAGACAAGAACGACAAAGACCCCAUAACCAUCGCCGUGGACAACGCAAACGCAGACAUCGUCACUCUGCUGAGGAUCGCCAAGAUGAACAAAGAGAUGCGGGAGAUGGACGGAGCCUUCGGCCAAUCAGGUGAUGAAACGUACCAGGACAUUUUCAGAGACUUUUCACACAUGGCCUCCAAUAACCCGGAGAAGCUCAGGCGCCGCAGUGCAGACCCUAAACCGUAACCGGCCAUCACCCGUCCUUCUGUCCAGUUCCUCCUUUCACAGCCCUCAACCCAAACACACACACUUUUAAAAAAUUUUUUUACACAAAUGUAGAAAAGAUUGAGCUCUGAGGCUUGCAAACAUUUCUCUUUGGCUACCGUCCACAUGUUGAGUUUAGCUGUUGGGGCCUGGAUGUUCCCAACAGGGAACGCUUUGUGUGAUCACGUCAGCGCAGAACAAUCGCAUCCAAGUGGAAACACUGGAGCAGCUUUAUGAGUCCAGCAUGAGGUGUUUUUAUCACCCACAGAGCGACGCUCUGCCAAGAGAUCCUAAUUAAAACCAGAAAAUCUGAUUUCUUUCCUCUUAAGUUUGCUUCCCCCCUUUCUAAAAUGGGCUGUUUUUUUAUUCUUCUUUUAAUACUGACUUUUUUAAAUGUUUGUUACAAAGAAACAGAAAUUUUACAAAAAGAGCAUUUUUAUUCCAAUAAAAUACCAUAAAAUCUAUGCAGUUGGCAGAUUUCAACUUUACAAAAGACAAUAUUUAUGUGUAUUUUGUCUACAUCGUGUGACAUCAUCAUCAAAUUUGCAUUUGACCGAAUAAAACAAACAGUGCGACAGUG
Molecule: messenger RNA, 3468 nt
Organism: Xiphophorus couchianus (Monterrey platyfish)
Lineage: Eukaryota; Metazoa; Chordata; Actinopteri; Cyprinodontiformes; Poeciliidae
Gene: acap1
Product: ArfGAP with coiled-coil, ankyrin repeat and PH domains 1
Exons: 23
Coding region: 573-2870 (765 amino acids)
Cellular component (GO): cytoplasm
Molecular function (GO): GTPase activator activity; protein binding
Source: RefSeq, a predicted model, not a curated record